AUGUUUGGAUCCCCCGACAGAUCCAGACGUGAGGAAGCUAGGAUCUUGAAUCCCAUAGCGCAAUCAGCAGAGUGGUCCAAUGCGACGGUGCAGGGCGCGAUGCACGGUGACUUUUGGGAUUCAGUUGGAUUGAGACCUUCAGGUUGGGGCUCAGGGUUGCAGCAAAUGCUCGCCAUUGUUCUGACCAGUUGCGUAGAUGGCACAGAUGGCUUAGCAGAUCCCAAGAUCUCGGUGUCAAUCCUCCUGACGCAGCAUCAAUUGGACUUUUGUCCCACCGUCACUUCGGUAACGGCUUAUGCCAGGCUUUUGCAGGCGGAAAUGGAAACGCUUGCACUUUCUGGUGCGGAUGUGGAGCUUGAGGAAGCCCCAAGGCAAACAAAGAAACAGAGGGCCGCCGCUCUGCGUAAGGAGCAGACGGCAGCUGCCAAGGCAGGGACCAAGGGAGGUGGGGAUGCCGCCUCAUCAUCUGGACCUGAGUCUGGAGCCGCUGCUCAGGGAAAGGGAGGUCAGGGUACUGGAAAAGGCGGGUCAUCCAAUUCCAAUGCGGGUGCGAACAACGCAGCGGGUGGAAAGGCUCCUUGCAAAUUCUAUGCCAUGAAGGGUGGUUGUAAGAUGGGAAGGUCCUGUUGGUCCUAUCAUGAUUUCGGGAAGGCUUCGGCUGAGGGACGUUGCUAUACCUGUGGUUCUACAGAGCAUAAGGCGGAUGCUUGCAGUAGGCCUCAAGGAAAGCGUGGAGCAAAGGGCGAGGAUGCUCCUCGGGGGGAGUUAGGAUCCUCUUCUUCAGGCGCGGGUGGUGCUGGCAAAGGUGGGCCAAAGGGCUCUGUUCCAGAUUCUGCUUCCAAAGGGGAUGGAAAGGCGUCUCAGGUGAGACAGGUGACGGCCGAGGAGUCCACCACUAAUGCUAGCUCUAGCUCGGGAGGUGCGGAUCCUAAGGUUGCAAGGGCUGCUGAAGCGUCGUCUCAGGAUUUGAUCGCCGAAGCAACUAGGCUGCUGAAGGGUUUCCGGAUCGCGGCGGCGCGUGUUUCAGAUACGGAAUCAUGUGGGUCGGGAUUGGACCGUCCUGUUGAAGACACGUCGAGCGCUCAUGAGGAAUCGUCACCCGGUGCUUCGGAGGGCUUUUAUCUCACAAAGGUGGUCAAGGAACCUCCUAAGGGUGCUCGUGGUCUUUUGGAUGGGGGUGCCACUAACUCACUGCGCACCGCGAAGAGUCAGGAGGAGAUUGAUCAGUGCACCCUCACCCAGGUGUCUCUGGCUCUCGGGCAUGCUGAGUUGUUGCUUACUCCGGUAGGGACUCUUAUCUCAGCGGAGCCAGUUGCUCCAAUCGUUCCGAUGGGGGUGUUGGCGGCUGAACUUGAUUGCAAGGUUAACUGGGAGGGAGAGACUUGCCGUGUCAUCCAUCCCAAGCGUGGGAAGCUGCCAAUCGUAAUGGUAAACCGCUGUCCUGAGCUCUGUGCCAAAAUCACUGAAGAGUUGAUUGCUGAGAUAGAAGACAAGAGAGCUCUGGUGAUGCAACGAGCGCUGAGGUUGAAGGCUAUUGCUCUGGGAGUAAGUCAACAGGGGAUUAAUGAGCCCGUUUCUGUGGAUGCCAUGCUGGAGUGGUUGCAGAAACUUAGUCCUGAUUGUCCUAAGGGGAUCUUGGCUUGGGUUCCACCCGUUUGGCAGGACGACUUGAAGGGUGAGGAUGUUCCCUUCAAUCGAAGGGUCCGCCGGGCAGUUCAGAGGGCAGAUAAGGUGGUUCUUCAUUUGUUCUCUGGAAGGACGAAGCCACAAGAUUUUGGUCAGUGGCCUAGUUCUGUGUAUGUACUCUCGGUGGAUCUUGAGCGCGGGCUGGAUAUCUUGUCGGAUGGACUGUAUCAGUAUUUGCUGGAAUUGUGCAGUUCGGGGAAGGUCAUUGCCGUGGUGGGAGGAGCCCUGGGGCACUGCACGGCAAAGCCCACCACAUUGCUGGUAAAUGUUGAAACGCCUCCGGAGGAGGAGGAAGAUGAUCACAACUCUUGGGCGGCCUUGAGGGUCACCUGGGGUAUGCAAGCCGGCCCGCACAGCGAUAGGAACAUGAAGGACACGAAGAAUUGGUUGGUCCCUAUCAGCCGCUUUGGUGGAGGUGGGGAUGAGAAGGCUGUGUGGUUUGAUUCUCGAAAACGACAUGCUAUAGAAGCCGCCGAUGGCGAUCGCAUUGUUGUUGUGGCUUACACUCCCAGGUUGCCUCAGCCUAAGAGUCCGAAGCCUGUGGCACAGAUCGGCCGAGACCCACAAUAUUUUGACAUCAGCACUGACUCAGAGGAGGAUUCCUCUGAGGGGGAGUGGGAAGGCACAGGGGAGCCGAAGGAUUUUGAUCAGAGAGUUGCUCGCUUGUUGCAGCUUGUGCGUGAAGAGGAGAAGGCGUUGAUUGAGGAGCUGAGGCAGGGACUAACAAACGUGACGCCAUGCUUGGUCGCGGAGUUGCAAGAAGACUUGAAGAUCGCCAAUUUGUUGCAGGAGCAGGAUGGUUGUGAGCAUGAGCUUGAGCUUGUUCGUUCCAAGUUUGCGUUGCAUAAGUUGGCGUCGGUUGAGCGUGAGCUUGAACAAGCAUGGUGUGAGGUUGAAAAAACAAGCCUGCCUCAAGUGCGGGCGAUCAAGGUUCCAGCUGAAUCCUCACAAGAAGUUGAUCAUGAUCCUUCGCCUGGGUUGGGUCCUGCUUGUGGUUCUGUGUUUGCGCUUGGUGACGGCUUGGUCCCGUGGGAGUCCCCUCCGAGUUUGCAUCCGGACUUUGGCCUUGAAACACCUGAGAUUGUCGGAAAAGGAGCAUGUGCAGUGCCGGGGGCGCUUCUCCAGACGAGAAUUGUUUCCCAGGCUGAGGUCUGGAAAAAUCUUGAACAAUGGAGGCAGCCGCUGACAGACGAGGUUGUUGCCUUGAAGGAUUUGCACAGGGCUGUGUGGGCUAUUGGUCCCGAGGAGCUUAAACGUUUGGAGGAGCUUGCUGAGGUGUCGGUAAUUCCCGCGAAGGGUGUGUACACCCAGAAGCCAAUCACGAACAGACUUAGGGCUAGGAUAGUUGGAUGCGGGAACUUCCUAGAGGGUGAACCCCCUGCAGAGGAUGCUGCGAAGGGCAGUACGAGGUCUCAGGACCUCUAUGCCGGAGGUGUUGAUGGGGUCAGUGUGCGACUUCAGACAAGUGUCGCGGCAAUCAAGGGUUGGGGUAACGCUACCCUGGACAUCAAAACUGCCUUUUUGGGAGCCCCGCUGUAUCAGGAUCGCCAAGGCCAGGCUGUGUUGUCUCCCGGCGAUUUGAGUUCGGGUCGUCUUGACUUUGAUAUGUUGGUCAGAAAGCUCAAAAGCGUGCAAGGCAACAAGGUCAAGAUUGUGGUCGUUACUCCACCCCGAGUCCUAGUGAGUCUAGGGCUUGUGGAGGAAUCUGAAAAGUGGCUUGUCCUAAAGGCACUCUACGGUCUCGCGGAAGCCCCGCGGCGAUGGUCUUCCCAUCGUGACAUGUUGCUUCGACAGCAUACUUGGGAAGAUUGCGGCCGGCGCUUCUCCUUGAAGCAAUGCGUCGCGGACAGCAACUUAUGGAAGAUCGUUAGCGAACCGCUAUCGGGGGGAGUUGACGUGAAAACAGAGUCGGAACCUGUGCUUCACGGUUUGCUCGGUAUUUACGUUGACGAUAUGCUCAUCACCGCGGAAGAGCCGGUCAAGGAAAGGUAG
Molecule: messenger RNA, 3678 nt
Organism: Symbiodinium necroappetens
Lineage: Eukaryota; Dinophyceae; Suessiales; Symbiodiniaceae
Source: the annotation of a GenBank genome assembly